Mangifera indica (mango) is the source of this 3978-nucleotide messenger RNA. Its product is annotated as putative disease resistance protein RGA3. Gene Ontology annotation, molecular function: ADP binding. Gene Ontology annotation, biological process: defense response to other organism. Lineage: Eukaryota; Viridiplantae; Streptophyta; Magnoliopsida; Sapindales; Anacardiaceae. The record is from RefSeq and is a predicted model, not a curated record. Bases 203 to 3565 code for a protein of 1120 amino acids. The transcript has 2 exons.
GCACUUCCAUCUUCCCUGCAAUUUCACGCUUCAAUAAUCUAAUUCUUAUUACCAGCAGGGACCACCAGGCCACCUACUUCUGGAAAAAGCCUUGCCUUCCAAACGCGUUUAUAUUGACUUUGAAGCACACACAAGUCUUCCACGCCUACCUUCAUCAACUUCCAAACACUGAUCUCUCCCCGUAUUUUCAUACUUGCAGUCGAUGAUGGCCGAAGCUUUUGUUCAAAUUCUACUGGACAAUUUGAACUCACUCAUCGGAAAUGAGGUUGGGUUGCUCUGGGGUGUUGACAAAGAAAUGAAAAAACUUUCCAGCUUGUUCUCAACUAUUCAGGCCGUGCUUGAAGACGCUGGGGAGAGGCAAGUAGAGGACAAGGCAAUCAAGAAUUGGUUAAGGAAGCUAAAAGAGGCGGCUUAUGUGGUAGAUGACAUCUUGGAUGAUUGCGCCACUGAAGCCUCUCGAUUAGAGCAUAAAUGCCAGAAUUCAAGGUUUAUAAACAAGACAAUGUCUUCUUUCAUGCAUAAACUUCGUCCACAUAAUAUUUUAUUCUGUCACAAGAUCGGUGUUAGGAUGAGAGAGAUUACAGAUAGGUUAGAUGAAAUUGCUCAAGAGCGAAGUAAAUUUCAUUUGAAUGAGUUUGUUUCAAAUAGGGGAAAUGAAGUUACAGAAAGACGCCAAACUGCCUCCGUUAUUACGCAAUCUCAAGUAUAUGGAAGAGAUGAGGAUAAAGAAAAAAUUAUUGAAUGCCUGGUGAAGCGUGUAGCCUGUUGUGAUUGCAUUUCAAUCUACCCAAUAGUUGGUUUAGGAGGCCUUGGAAAGACAACACUUGCUCAAGUAGUCUUCAAUGAUGAAAGAGUGAAGAGUCAUUUUGAGGUGAGAAUUUGGGUUUGUGUCUCUGAGGAUUUCAAUGUGAGGAGGAUUGUUAAAGCUAUUAUUGAAUCUGCAAGCGGAACUACUUGUGAAUUCUUAGACUUGGACCCUUUGCAGCGACGACUACAAGACUUGUUGAAUGAGAAACGGUAUUUGCUAGUCCUAGAUGAUGUGUGGAAUGAAGAUCAAGAUAUGUGGGACAGGUUAAAGUUUGUAUUGGCAUGUGGGUCAAAAGGGGCUUCAAUCAUCGUCACAACUCGUAUCAACAGGGUUGCAUCAAUUAUGGGAACGUUUCCCCAGCAUAACUUAUCAGGUUUACUGGAGGAUGAUUGCUGGUCAUUGUUUAAGGAGCGUGCAUUUGGACCUGACAGAGAAGAACGUCCAAACCUUGUAGAAUUGGGGAAGGAGAUAGUGAAGAAGUGUGGGGGUGUGCCUCUAGCUGUAAAGUCUCUAGGCGGCCUGAUGCGCUUUAAAGACCAGGAAAAUGAAUGGCUCUCUGUUAGGGACAGUGAACUUUGGAACUUGCCACUUGGGGAAAACUCUAUCUUGCCAGCUUUACGGUUAAGUUACUCUCAUUUACCAUCAAAAGUUAGACAAUGUUUUGCUUAUUGUGCUUUGUUUCCUAAGGAUUUUUGGAUUGAGAAAAAAAUGCUGCUUCAUCUAUGGAUGGCCAACGGGUUUAUUCCUUCCUCGGGAAAACAGGAGCUAGAAGAUAUUGGUAAUGAGAUAUGCAAUGAAUUAUGUUGGAGAUCUUUUCUUCUUGACAGUGAGGAAUAUAAUCUGGGUAACGUCAUCAGAUUUUCUAUGCAUGACCUCGUUCAUGAUCUUGCCCAAUCUAUAAUGGAAGAUGAAUGUCAUGCAGUGGAGUAUCAAUGCACAAAUUUUAUCUCAAAAGGAAUGGUUCAUGUCAGCAUAAAUACUGAUUUGCUGCAAUCAUUUGUGAAGUCUAAUGCUUUGCAUGGAUUAGAAACCCUGAGGACAAUUUAUCUGGUGCCAGGAUAUACCUUCAACUUUUCUUGUGACUUCUCAAGAUUUAUUUCUUUGAGAGCAUUAUCUGUGUUUCAGCAUAAUGGGAAAAAGUUGUCUUCAAUUAGCCAUUUAAAGCAUUUAAGGUACUUGAACCUUUCUAACUCUAAUUUCGUAAAGCUUCCAGAAUCAAUUUGUAGGUUGGUUAACAUGCAGACUUUGAUACUAGAACAAUGUGGUUCUCUUCUGAAGCUACCUAAACGGAUGCAGUGCCUUAAAAAUCUACGACAUCUUUACCUGAAUCAUUGUUAUAAAUUAUCACAAAUGCCCCCAAGAAUUGGGCAGAUCACUUGCUUACAGACUUUAACUCUAUUCAUUGUGGGUAAGAGGAAAGGUUAUCACCUUGCCGAAUUGAAAGAUUUAAAUCUAGGAGGAGAGUUGCAUAUUAAAUAUCUUCAGAGAGUGUGCAAUCCGCUGGAUGCAAAAGAAGCGAAUUUGUUGGGAAAGCAAAAUCUCCGCCGCUUGACCUUGUCCUGGGAACAAGUUGGUGAAUCUGAAUUGCUGGAAAAUGCUGAGGAGGUCCUUGAAGCCCUUGAGCCUCCCCGAAACCUUGAGCAUUUGGUUAUAGAGGGAUACAAAGGUGCCCAUUUUCCACUUUGGUUGAAUGAUCAAAAUCUUAGUAAAGUUGUUUCUAUUGAGCUCAUGGGAUGUUCAAAUUGUGUUCAACUUCCUUCCUUGGGGAAACUGCCUUUCCUUCGAUAUCUUAUAAUCAAUACAAUGACUCAAGUACUGUACAUUGACCAUGAUAUUCAAAGUGGAGGACUAAUAGGAAGAUUCCCAUCUUUGAAGAAACUGGUGAUUUCUAAAAUGCCAAGGUUACUGAGGUUGACAAUAGAGGAUGGAAAAGAACUUUUCCCUUGUCUUACCAACCUGGAAAUUUAUAAUUGCCAUAAAUUGACUCUGCCAUGUCUUCCUUUAUUGAAAGAUUUACGAGUGCGUGGCUGUAGUGAUGCAUUGCUAAGAUCGGUUCCUUCAUUGCAAUGCUUACUGGUGGGAGGUUGUAGUGACGCAUUGCUGAGAUCAAUCUCAAACGCUAGACGCCUGAAUUACCUACACAUUUGUGAUAACGAUGAGUCAAUUUACCUUCCACAAGAGAUGUUGCAAAAUCUCACCUCUCUUCAUUCAUUUACUAUUGGCAGUUUCAGCAAGCUUAAGGGGCUUCCCACAGAGUUGCAACAACUUUCCGACCUCCGGGCAUUAAACAUUUUUAACUGCCCAGAGCUGGUAGCCUUUCCUGAAGGUAUUAAACACCUUAGUUCCCUCCAGCAUUUAACCAUAUCUGGUGGAGUCUCAUAUAUGGGACUUCAAUAUGAUCUAAACAACCCCACAGGCUAUAAAUGCGCAUGUUUGUUAGAUACACCUUCUGAGGCUAAGUUGGCAGUCUUGCCGGAGGUCUUGAGGUAUAUCCCUGCACUGCAGUCUUUGUGUGUAGCCAGCUACCGUGAUCUAGCAUCAUUGCCUAAUUGGCUGGGAGACCUUACAUCUCUUCAGUCUUUGUACAUCUAUAACUGCCCAAACUUGUCAUCUCUUCCCGACGGCAUUCAGAGUCUCAGCAAUCUAUUGGAACUAGAGAUUUAUUGCUGCCCUGAAUUGGUUAAGCGAUGUGAGAAAGAAACGGGGGAGGAUUGGUACAAAAUAGCAAAUAUUCCGAAGAUUAGUGUGAAGUUGUAACCUGAAUUUUUUCGGAAACGAGAAUUACAAACUAGUAAAACUGAUUGUUGCAUCAAGUUGAAAGAUAUGAUAGGCAUUUGAUGCUAGUGCUGUUUCAAGCUCAAUUUGAAUCCAUUAUAUCUAGUUCAAGUCCAUUCCUGUUGGUGCAAAGCGUUGUCAAAAUCUGUUGGCAGACUUAAUAAUGUUGUAGGAGUGGUAAGUAGUGUUGAUGGAGAGGUAAAUGAGCUAAACUCACAUUAAAUUGUUGAACUAGAUUUCUAACCCGAGUUUGACUCGAAGAUAUGGAUUUGAGCCCUAAUUGGCUUGUCUCGAUUCCACACCUGGUGCAACUAGGUUUAUUUUUCAUACCAAGUUAAAGCAAAAACUUCUAAUGACGUAGAAAAUGAUUAUUACUUUUUUUUUUGCCGGGAAUA